This is a messenger RNA of Cavia porcellus (domestic guinea pig), 9825 nucleotides long. It is a transcript of the gene Jazf1, whose product is annotated as JAZF zinc finger 1. The transcript has 3 exons. Gene Ontology annotation, cellular component: nucleus; ribonucleoprotein complex. Gene Ontology annotation, biological process: retrotransposition. Gene Ontology annotation, molecular function: single-stranded RNA binding. NCBI's taxonomy places the organism in Eukaryota, Metazoa, Chordata, Mammalia, Rodentia, Caviidae. The coding region runs from base 3199 to 4251 and encodes 350 amino acids. The record is from RefSeq and is a predicted model, not a curated record.
GCUGCGGACUCCACUUCCCCACCCUGGCCGACCUCAUCGAACACAUCGAGGACAACCACAUCGAUACAGAUCCACGUGUUUUAGAAAAACAAGAAUUACAGCAGCCAACCUAUGUUGCUCUCAGUUACAUUAAUAGGGCUCCAUGGAGAGAAAGUGGAGAAGACCCAGACAGUCCCCCUGCUGCCAGCCCCAUCCAGCAAGAAAGAGGUGAAGGUGGCAUCUUUGGGGCCAAAAAUAAGGCCUGUUCAUGAUUCGUGAGUGAAUUUUAAAUGAUGCUUUAUACUCAGAUUCAUUUCUUUCUGUUUCUUGCAUUACUCCAACACUCGCCCAUCCCUGCCAGAUGUGUUGCUUUUUCCUUCUUCCUUGGUCUCCUGGUGCUCAAAAUCGGCCUAGGACUUUCUCAAGUUUAAGUUUAGCCACUAAAUCAUGUCCCUGUGGUGUCAGUUUCCUUCCCUAUUUGGAGGAUAUGCAAAUAUGCUUGGCUUAAUCCUCAUCACCUGUCCUGUCCCAGAGGGCCCAGACUGCAGGCAGGCCCUGGGGCACUGGGAUGGGGUGCCUAGGAGAAGGCACGAGAAGAAUGAUUGUAAACGGUGGUGGCGCCAGGCCUGUCGGUCGCGCUCCCACUUGUUGGCAGCCCCACAUCUGCUGAGAAGCGUGCAGUUCCAUCCAGGCAGCCACAGCCUCCCAGUGGGAGAUAAGCUGAGCAAGGAGCCCACGUCUGGCAGCCGGAUUCCAGGCCCAGUAGAAUAAUGUCUGACAUUCGGCUCGGGAGCGUUGGGAUGGGUUGCAUGGAGUCGAGUGCACGGGAGCCAGCAGCUGCCCUGUUUUAACUUGGGCUGCUGACAGUUCCUGCUGAGAGCACUUGUUUCUGAAUUCAACAAAUCUGGAAGCUCAACAUUGUAAUUCUGGAUUUUCAUUUGGAAGAGUCAUAUUACUGGAACCCAAACCCUUGCUAACAUUGCCCUCAGGACAUGCUGAUCUUCCCUGUACCGUGGAGUAAAGAAGUCAUCCAGUGCCAGAUGACUGUCCUUGGGAAAAGCAGUAGACAGAUACGCUACACCCACAGGACACAGGCAGUGAGGAUAGUGCCAGGCUCCCCAGGGAACCACUGAGAAUCCUGUGGAGAUGACCGUAAACAACAGCAGCGCUGGUUGUUCCCCCACAUCUGUGUCCUCUUACAGUCCCCUAGGUCUUUAAAGAGAUCCCGUAAGGGGCUACAAUAGGUGGAAGGGAACUUUAACAUGUACAAAGCAGACUGUUUUUCGUCAUCCUAUCACUUCCCAUUCAUUCCAGGCAAGUGUUGGACAUAAUGUUUCGCUGCCAGGGUGAGGAGCUUUGAGAAGAGGUCUCCUUCCUUCUCUAACUUGUUAGAAGCAUGUGUUUCUGGGUGCUCCAAGAGGGUUAUGAAUUACCUAGCACAGAUUAACUUUAGUAAAAGGAAAUAUUUUAGUCAAAUGCUUCCUCUGUUAAAUACUCUCAGCUAUUACGGAAAAAAAAUACCCACUAUUAAGUUUUUAAUACUUUUGCUGACUUGAAAACAUUAUGAAAAGUUCCUAUUAAAAGUUGAUGAUUAUUUUGCUGACUUUAAGAGUGUUUUAUAGCCAAUAUCAAAUGUGGUUUGAACAGCAUUGUCUAAAUGAAAAUGAGACCUUGUUUUAUUUUGUCUCCUACAUUUUUCCUCAUUUUUAUCUUUAUAUAUGAAUUUAUUUCAUUAAUUAUAUAUAUAUAAUCCAAAAAAGUUUAAAACAUAAUAUAAAAAACCCUAUAAAAAUUUAUACUAAGUUCUCUAAAACACUUGAGAAAGUCACUGAAUUUUUCGAGGCAUAUACUUCACUAGAAUGCAAAGUUUGCUGGGGAAAUCAUAAAGUGUGUUCAUGUAGUUAGCUUCUUUCUUCUUCCUCAUAUCUAGGCCUCUAAAGCCUCAUAUUCUUCAUGGAUAAUCCCAAGAGUUAUGAUGACAGUAAUGAAGUAAUAUAACCCCUAACACUCUGCCUUACAUUGCGAGUUCCCAAAGACUGUGUCCUGUACAAGAUAACAAAAAAUGCUCGCUUCUACGGAGACUUUGGGUGAAUCGGUGUCAGCCUGCUGUUAGGACAAACACCUUUCCAGUGAGAUCUGAUCUGUGUAGUUCCAGUAAUCAUGAUUUGUAUGAAAAGUAGUUCUGGCAAGCAAGCGACUGCAAACUUCUCGCCUGUAGAGGGCUCUAUAACACCGUAUUUUCCUAGACAACACUUGGAAAAACCAAAAAACUGGAAACUUGCUGGAGGGGGAAGGGGAAACAGGAGGUAAGCUUUAUAAUGCUUCCAGCAGUCAGUCUGCUUGCAGUCUGGUAAACAGACCAGGGAUUGUGGGCAAAGGCCUUCGCUUUGAGUUUUGCACCAAGCAUGAGAUCAGAUGACUCUGUCCGGACUCAUUACUUUCAUAGCCUCGAGCUAGUUCACACAGCAGCAGGAGUCCACUGAAAAGGCAUUUCAGAAGGAGACCAGAGAACAUGGCGGACAGACAACAGCAACUACCAGAGGCUCUCUGAAAGGUUCGGCUCAGAGGCCAGAAAUAAUGCGGACUAGGGAGACACGAAUCAGUAGAGAUAUGCUCUGCUGACUCAGGAACGAACUGGGCUGAGAGAAUCCAACUUGGAAUACAGUCCUGGCGCUAAAAUAGGAACAGAAAAAUCUCGGUGUGGAGGCUCGACUCCGCGCCAUCGGAAACCGGUUUGGAUUUCCCGCCGUGCGGCGGCCGGCUAUCUCCACAGCGGCUCAGCAAGGAGAGACGCGCCGAGCUCUGGGAGCGCCGAGCUCUGGGAACGGGAGAACGGAGUCGAAAAAAAAAGGACGGACAGAGGUGUACACGAAAACUGACUGGUGGCGAGGUGAGUGAGAAUCUGACCCCCCACCACAGUUUGACUCUAGCGGAGAUCUCUCUGGGCGCCAUUCCCCUCUCGGACGGGAUUGGAGAAAAGUGCCUGGCCUGAGUGACGCUGCUGGCGGACUCUCUAGGCUAGACUAGCCUAACCCAGAUCCCAGAGCCGGACGAUGGCCCGGAGGAGCGACUGACUUCCGCGUAGGCUGCCUCCUCCGACUCCCUGGUGCGCAGCGGUGGGCGGGAACAACUAGCCAGCGCAAUUUGAUCAGGCUGUGGCUGACAGGCAGGGAAGCCGGGCCUCCUUUGUAAGAUUGCAUUUUAUAAGGAACAAAAAAUAUGGGGAAGGGAAGCAACAAAAAAAGCUCCUCGGCCCCCAACCCUGAGAAACAGGCAAUAAUGGAUGCCGCACCAGUAUACAUUAAGCACCAUAUUGAGAGCCUCAUAGACCAAUUCAGGAAUGAAGUUAUCAAUGAUCUGAAGCUAGAAGUAUGCAGAAUAGUUAGAGAAAUGCUAAACACCACCCAGGAAAAAACAGAUGGUGGAAUGGAAGAACAGAAAAAGAGGGGAGAAUUGCUUGAUGGAGAAAACAGAGAAAGCAUUGAGUAUGUGAAGCAGGUUCAAAGGGACUAUCAAGAAAUUAAUAAGUCUAUACAAGACUGGCAUAACAGCUUGAAAGAAACUAAGGACAGACUAUCUGAACUGGAGGGCAGACUUGAAAUAUGGGAGAAUGAAAUGAAAAACUUCUUAAAAAUAACAAAGAAACAAACAGCAAUAAUACAAAGACAAGAAGAUGAUAAGAGGAGCCACCACUUAAGGAUUAAGAACAUAGAAGAAGAAGUAGGGACACAAACAAGUGAAUUACAAAAGCUACUCACAGAAAUAAUCCAGGAGAAUUUUCCUAAUUUAGCAAAAGGUAAAGAUACUCAGCUGUAUGAGGCAUACAGGACCCCAGCUACCUACAACCCUAACAGAGAAACACCCAGGCAUAUAAUAAUAAAAAUCCCAGAAAUUCAAUACAAGAACAGAAUAUUAAAAGCUGUAAGAGACAAGAAACAGAUCACUUACAAAGGAACACCCAUCAGAAUUACAGCAGAUUUCUCUUCACAAACCAUCAAAUCACGAAGAGCAUGGGGGGAAAUAAUUCAAGCUUUGAAAGAUAAUAAUCUCCAGCCAAGAUUGAGAUAUCCUGCACAACUGUCCCUGGAAAUUGAUGGAAAAACGAGGUGCUUCCAGGAUAAAGAGGAACUGGGGGAAUUUGCAACCACCAAUUCAACUCUACAGAAAGUAUUGCAGGAUAUUCUAAAAAAAGAAAAAUACAAAGAACCCAGAAAUAGUGGCAGGGAGGCCACAACGAAUGGAGCAGAGAACAAAAUGAAGAAGACAAACUGACAGCUACUGACAGAAAAAGAGCUCAACAGAAAUGAGACAGAGAAGAUUGGAUGAUAGGAACAGCUAUUUUUGAGAAAAUGACAUCUUAAUAGGUAAUGCUGAUUCAGUACCAUCUUGUUUUGAAGUCUCAUCUAGCUUUUGUUCUUCUGUCUCCAAUGGUCUAACCAGGUUGUAUCUUAUUGGAUUUUGUUAUGUAUGUUAGUAUAAGCAAAAACCUUUUAAAGACAAGGAGAUUAUACAGAGACCAUUGUUCAUUUUCUGUUAGUCAAUUCCAAAUACUCUAUAAUGCUGUCAUUCUCUUAAAUGGUUUUACAUUGUUUUGAUAUACUUAAUGCUACAGUAUAUGAAGUUGUACUCAAGGACUUCAGGGAGGGAGUCAAUAUGGUAACUAUUUUUAAGUCGGAAAUAUCUGGUGGUGAAACACUAUUCUGCUUAAAAGGUUAUGUCUUGAUCUGCCCUGUUUCGCUGUUAUGCCCUCUUUUUCUUUUUCUCAAUCUCCACUCCAUUAUAUACUUUUUUAUUGUUAUCCAUUUAAUUAAAGGGAAAAAUAUAGCAGGAUAUAAUAUAGUAACCCACUUUGACUUUCUAUUUUCUCGAUUUGAAGCCCUGUAUUACUCUCACCAUCUUGUUUUUGACUGAGGUUCCUCUAUUCUGUUUUGCUGAAUAGUAUCAGGUUCGAAAGUUUAGGCAUCAGCUGAGAAGAUGAUGAGAUUCAUUAUAACGCCCAUUCUCGUUGACUUCUAUCUACUUUUGAAGACCUACAAUAUCUCCAAUGUUUUGGUUUUGUCGGUUUUAUCCUUUAUGGUUUUGUUCAAUAGUAUUACAACUAAUGAUAUAGGCAAUUCUAUUAGAAAUAGCGGGAGGCAUUAGGGUAACCAUUGUUGAUCACCUUGUAUUAUGUUUUUAUAUUAUCUAUUAUAUCCACCCUUUUGACUUGACCGAUUCUGUUCUGUUAUGUCACAUUUGGUUUUACUCUCUUCCAAAAAAGCAAUAAGAACAGUGGGAGCAAUGAAAUCCAAAAUGUGUAAUAGUCACUGUACAAAAGAGAGGAAAAGAAAAUGCUCUAAACUAUAUAACUGCAUGUAUAUUUAAAUGUAUAAGACAGAAAAUGAUAUCACAGAGUUCUAAUGGAUCAUUGAACAGAACUGUUUGCAGUAUCAUUGCUGGAAUGUCCACUCUACAAACUUUAAUUCUGUGACUUGAACAAUUAUUUCUAAGAUGGCAAUAUGUAAUCUAUUAACUAGUGAUUUCCUACUGCGCAUUUUUUUCUUCUGUAAAUCUGUAUAACUUGUACCCUUCACUGUUUUUUUUUUUUUUCUUUUCUUUUCUCCUUAAAUAAAAAUUAAAAAAAAAAAAAAAAAAAAAAAAAGGCAUUUCAUUAUUGAAACUGAAACUGGUACUUGUAACUGCCGAUUAGUAGUAGUCAGGUUUUUUUUUAGUAUUUCAAGUAAUUUACAAACCGUUUACACACAUAAAUAGAAAGCUUUAAAUACUGAUGUUCUAUAAAAAGUAAAUAAAAUAUUUUUGUGCAUUACAACUUAAUUAAGUGGCAUGAUUUCAUGUCACAAAUUUAAAAUGGGACAGGUGAGACUUGCCAACAUUACUACAGCUGUGUUUUACAUUAGGAAAUUAAUUAAAAUGGUCAUUUAUGCCCCUUUUUUCACCUACAGUUAUUUAGACCUCACUAUAUUACACCAUAUAUUUUUCCUUCAAUCGCUACAUUCUGGUAAUUUAUUCUAGCAGGGAGUAUCUCAGUCUGUUGCUGGUGGAAGGGAAAAGAGGAAACAUUCAGUGAAAAAUUUGGCCUGUGCUACCAGGAGGGGGUGCCUUCACAUUUAUUGACAGGUUCCCUCGUUUUUUCCCUGCCUUAGCCGAAUUUAAAUUUCUGUUUCAUGAGAAGAGUUUUUUCUGGUAUCAGUAAAAAGAGAAGCAGAAAAAUCUUUGACAUGCCAUGUGACACAUCCUUAUUUGGACUUAGCUGUUUAUGUGAGACCUUAGGUUUGAAGCUGACCUUCUCAUAUAGUUUUGUUAUGGAAUGUGCUAAACCUAAAGCAAAUUAAAACAUGCCUAAGGAAAUAGUGAAUCUGCAGUUAGCCAUACAAAUAUUGGUCUGAUUUUAGAUAUCAAAGCUAAAUAAAGACUCCCUCGAGAUAUCAAGAACAAAUCCAUCACUCUGUACUUAUUUACUGUGGUUAUUUAUGUUAACAAUUAUAAAAUAAUUACUUGAUGAAGUUUUAACGACAAAGGCAAUGUUGCUCCCCAAGAGACAUCAGUUGCCAAACGAGGCUGAAGUUUUGGAAAACAACUAAGGACUUGGUGUACUAAAACAUCACUGUCACCUCUUUAUUGUUGGGUAUGAUUUACAAUAAUGGGCUAAUCUGGUGGGGCUGGGGCUUUUUGUAGUUCCUCCAGUACCAAAAGUGUUUCUCUCGAGGGAGUCACCCCUGUGAGAUAGUCCCUUGGCUUGGGUUUUAAGUGUAGCAGUCAAAGAGGAGUCCGAGGAAGAAGUUUCUGCAACAUGCACACAGGAAAACCACUACAGUCAUUUAUAAUAAUUUUCUUCUACAGAUCAUGUACUUAACAGUACUUUGAGAAGCAUUCUUUUCCCACUUGAUAGUACUUGAAAUGAUUGGUAAUUAAUUACUUAAUAGGCAUCCCAGAUAAAAUGGGACUGCUCUUGGCUGUAGAUAGUCCUCAAGAGCACGCCAGCACACAGCUGAGCCCCUCUUUCCUUUUGUAACCGUAACUCAAGCCUGUUGUGUGCUUUGCAGCACAUCUGGCAUACUUAACUUAUUGCUGUGUUUCCUGGAGUUGUCUUGUCAUCACAGAAUGCAUCCUCGUGCUUUUCUGUUAUCUCUAGUGCUAAUAACUAUAUUUUCACAGCAAAAUAUGCUGCUGUAAUUCUUUAUAACAUUCAUGUGCUACAAUUCCACUUGUCUUUGAAAAUUUAAAUGAUAGCUUUAAAAAAAAAAGUUUGCUUCACAGCUCCGAGCAUGGGUGACUGAAGGUCUUUAUUCCUUACUGGGACUACCUCCCCCAGUUUUUCCAUUUUAGUUGCUAUUUACAACUUGAGGCCAGCUCCAAAAUUUUUCUCUCAUGAGAACUCAAUAGUCCUAAUUUUACAAAAUAUAAUUGUAUAAUCUGGGCUGUUGAGAUGGGCCACCUACAUGGGUUAAGCAUUUAAAGUUGCCCUUUACUAGGACCGUGUCUCAGUGCUGCUCUGUUGCUUGCUAAGCAGGAAUCUUCAGUCACCUCUUCUACUUUUAAGAACAAUACUUCUGUGAUUGAGAAGAAAAGUGUAAAGACAGAAGGCUGAGCCAAAUGACUUCACAAAAUCCAUGUUCAGAUUAUUGAUGUUAAUAAAAUUCAGAACAGGCGUAAGCAUUUCUUUUUAACAUCUAGCAGCAGUUUAAUAUAAGCACACCAAAUUUCACUUUAAAUCUCAUUCAUUGACUUUUCCCCCUAAGUUAUUGCCACUAUUUUUCCUUUCACUCCUUGAUUCAUUUUGAAAAGUUACAGUAAACAGACCUGUCAAAUUGUUCAAAAUUGUGAAAAUUUGCCUAGUGGUAAAAAUUGCCACAAUUACAGAAAAUGACUGGUUUCAACUCUGCUUUCCAGUUUCUACUAUAGCUCUUUGCAGGCAAUAUGUGCUCAAUUGCUGCCUGGCUGUGUACAUACAUGGAGAAAUUCAAAUACUACAAAAUAUUAGCAGCUCUUGUAUCCGUCACCUUUCUGUUUCUGGGACAAAAUACCUAACAUAUAUAACUUAAAGAGAAGAGAUUUAGUUAAGCUCAUGUUUUCAGUCCAUGAUUACCAAGGCAAAAAUGGUGGAAAAGCAUGAUAGAGCAAAGCUGUGCACUUCUUGGAAGCCAGGAAACAGAGGAGAGGCAAAGAGAAAGGAGCUAGAGACCUGACAUGGUCCCCAACCUCAUCCUCUCCUUGGCACACCUGGCUUGUACUUUGUGAAUCUCCUCGGCCUCAGUCAAGCCAAUCACACUGACAUCGACUAACGGUCCCAAGUCUGUAGACAGCAUCUGUAGAUGCUGUCUGGAAACUGCUACUUUUUCUCCUUUGCUGAAGAUGGUACAAAGAUGCCUGCAAGAUGAUCUUUGCUCUACAAGUAUUUUGAGCUAACUGAUGAAAUGAUAUAAAUUUAUGUGAGCAACAGUAAAAUAACCAAUGCUGAAGCUUGUGAUUUUCUUAUUUUGGAAUUAGUGUUCAGACACAGAUAAAUACUGGUCAGAGUGAUGAUGAAGAUAUAACAAUCCAGAGUUUGAAAGAUCGUUAGGAUAUUUUUAAGGGCAUCUGAGCUAAAAAGGAAGGAGAGGAGAAAAAAAAUAGAAAAAAUUAAUUAAAUUUCAAUAUAAAAAUUGUAUAUUCUUUAUAUUAGGGUGGGUUUGAUUAUAUAGUAGUAACCAAUAAUCUCCAAAUCUAAGUAAAUGCAACAAGAAUUUGUUUUGCUCUCUCUUGAUGCCCACUAUGGCUGGUUAAGAUUACCCUUACUGUUGUUACUCAAGAACUCUGUCAGCUUUGUCUUGAUAUAUAUUCUAAUGGCGAAGAAGAUAACUAGAAACCCAGGACCUUCACACUGAGCUAUACCCAACCCUUUUUAUUUCUAGAUGGGGGUCUCACUAAAUUGCCUAGGCAGAACUCGAACUUGCAGAGUGCUGGGAAUAUGGAUGUGCACUACAAUACAUGAUUUUAGUACAUGUGGCAUCAUCACUAUAUUGUAACAAGUACCACUCUGAAUCAGCAUUGCUAUGCAUAUGGCCAAAUCAAGUCAUAUAUCGUGUCUAACCUCAAGGGGAACAAAGAGGUAUAUUCCUGGUGCAUUUUGUGCCCAAAAUGUACAGCCAGAAAUACUUGCAGAACAGCAUCAGUGGUUGGCAUGUUGCUCUAUGUAAUGUUUGGCAAACCGAGAGUGUACAAUUGUGAUCCCUCUUUGAGCUUCCCACAUGGAAAUACUCUCACUGUUGUCUCAAAAUACAUCAUACGUCUGCAAAGGACACGUAACAGCCCCUUGCUAGUUCUCGCCUUAGCAUUGGGCAGAAGACAUAAAUGAGUAGGGUUGGGGACUACUGGAAAAUAAGGAGUGAACUUGAGGAACUGUGGUCUUUUUAUGGGACACAGGUUCCUUCCCUGCUUUCAAGUUCUUUGUUGCUGUGUAAGAAUUUGGGUUUGGUGAUACUGAAGCUGCUCAUUUUCCCAGAGAACCUGGAAGUCUGGAUUUUCACAUGAGAUUCAGGUUUUUCAUUCUUGGAUCAGUAAUCUAGGUCACCAGUUUACGAUCUUUAACCCAGCUCCUAAUGUAGCCACUAAAUAAUUGCAGUAGGAUUACAACUUUCCCCAAUAGAAGUUUUACACAUCAUUUGUAAGAUUGGGUUAUAAAUAUCCUUACCAGGAAGAUAACAGGCAAGAAAAUACUUUAUAUCACAAAUUUUCUUGUAGAGUUGGAGCUAUGGGAGGAUGAGGCAAACUGAGGUUAUUGCUUAAUGACCUUUAAUUAAAUGAAACCCUUUCUGAAAUAUGCAAAUAAGAAAAUAUUUAUCAAAAACUUGAAAUGUCCCCCCAAAA